Messenger RNA from Etheostoma spectabile (orangethroat darter), 2750 nucleotides. It is a transcript of the gene arhgef39, whose product is annotated as Rho guanine nucleotide exchange factor (GEF) 39. Gene Ontology annotation, cellular component: plasma membrane. The transcript has 12 exons. The record is from RefSeq and is a predicted model, not a curated record. Gene Ontology annotation, biological process: positive regulation of cell migration. The coding region runs from base 106 to 1353 and encodes 415 amino acids. Gene Ontology annotation, molecular function: guanyl-nucleotide exchange factor activity. Lineage: Eukaryota; Metazoa; Chordata; Actinopteri; Perciformes; Percidae.
CUUCAACCAUCGCAGCCCGGAACUUAGAAGGAAGCUCAAAUUGAAAAGAGCGCCUUGAUUUAAAGUGUGAACGUUACCUGAAGUGUCCUCCUCGUCACUGUGACCAUGAGCUUCUGCCCUGGUCCGCCCGCCCCCCCCGGGGGCACCAGCAUCCAGGAGCAAAGGGACCGCUGGGAGAGGAAACGCAGCCGCACAGCCCGAGAGUUGGUGCAGACAGAACAACGCUACGUCCAACAGCUGCAGCUAGUCGCCACGUACUUUGUCGAGAUCUUGAAGGCCAAAGGGACCCUGAGGCAGGACUUUAGAGAAAGCAUCUUCAGUUCAAUUAAAGCCAUUCAUUCAGUAAACCAAUCACUGCUUGUCCAUCUGGAGAACGGCUACUUUGGCCGAGGCUUCGAACAGAUGUGUCCACAUCUGCACCACUACAACACGUAUGUGGACAACAUCUAUAAUGCCAGCAAAGUGCUCGGGGUCCAGCUGAAGAAAAACAAGGCCUUCAGACGUUUUAAGAAACUACAGGAAGCCCGACCAGAGUUCAACAACCAGAAGCUCGAAGACUUACUUCAACUGCCCGUUCAGCGGAUCGACCAGUACAAGCAUUUCCUACAGGACCUGACUGCCAACACGAGUCCAGACAACCCAGAGUUUCAGCAGCUUUCAAGGGCAGUGAGUGCAGUGUGCGACGUAUCCCAGCGUAUCCAGGACAACGCCCGCUGCCAUGAGAACCACCUGCAGCUUUGCCGGGUGCAGAAACUGCUGAAAGGGCGAAAGACAAAGGUGUUGGCUGCAGGGCGGUGGUACAUCAGGGAGGGCUGGCUGAAGGUGGUUCCUCCUAAAGGUGCAGACGUUCAGCCCAAGAUGUUCUUCCUCUUCUCUGACAUGCUGCUGCAGGCCAAGCGCUGCGGCCCGCUGCGGAGCGGAGACAGGUUUUUGGGCCAGUGCGCCUUCCCCCUGCAGGACUGCACCGUGGAGAAGGUGUUUGGCCACACCCGGAGCCAGGGAGGCCUGCUCAGCCUAACCUUCCCCAAGGCCAAACUCCUGCUGAUGUCCUGCAACCAGGAGGAGCUCAAUGACUGGUACCAGAGCCUGAGCUCUGCUGUCGGGAAGCUGCAGUCCAAGCAGACAGUAGUGCAUCAAAGAGAUGAGUUGUCCCGCAGACCGCUCAGACCAGCUGCGGCCGCUGCCGACACUGCCAGCCGCAGAAAGAGAAACAUGGUGAGCGGUGAGACCAGUGAGCAUGCUCAGGAGCCUCCAGCUGGGUGGGGGGGCAGCGCCCCCAAGAGGAUAAAGCAGUGUGAUGCUCCAGAGCAGAGCAGUGCAGAGGCAUCCACCUCCAGCUGUGUGAUCCUCUGAUGGGGGGCAGUCUGAGAUGUUUCUACUUCACACCCGUGCCACACAUGCAACUGCAACAGUUUGUUUUACCGUGUGAGUCAGGACAUUGGAUGAUUACAGCAGCUGCAGCCUCUGCUCAUCCUGUGCAAUAUAAACUAACAAUCUGGAUCUGCUGCUUUUAAGAUAAUUUAAUAUAAACUAACAAUAUUUAAAGACCAAAUAUCUGACGAAAGUUAAACUGUGAGCACCAUAUUGCUGCUGAAUGCACCAAUCCCCCAGUCUUCUCAGUCGGCGGUCAUGUGACACUGCGUUUACAGGCCACACACACAUCUGGAUGUACAUCCUUGGGAAAUAUUGAGCUUAAAUCAGAGGACGGCAGAAUAACGGGGAGCCUCCUAUCCUGUCACAUGACAGGAGCAUUGUGUCCAAUCAGCUUGUUUCUGAUGGGACACACACACACACACACACACACACACACACGCCUUCACUUUAUGUCAUGUAAUCCUGAGGUCAUGAUUCAGGAAUUCACCACGCUCAGGAGGAAAUGCUAAUUAUUUGCAACAUCAAAGUGCUCAUCAAUUAUGAAACUACAAAAUGGCCAAUAUUAAAUAAAUGGAUUAAAAAUGAUGAGAUAAAGCGUCACAGGACUAGAAUAAAAUAGAAACAAUUUCAAAUAAACAAUGGUUCAAACUCAGCUGAUUAUCAUGAAAUGUUGUUUCUGUUAUGCUGUUAAGUUUUAGUUUAUUAUAGAAAUUUACUUUUUUUUUAACGUUUGUUUUAUUUCAUUUCUAAUCACCUGGCACCAAUCAGUUUCAGGGAGAAAAUGCUAUUAUGAAAUCUUUUUUUUUUUGACAACACUAGCUACUAAAUAUCAUUUUACAGUAACCAGUUGAGUUCUAAAUCGGUUGUAUGAUUUCAUACACAGUUUAAUAGUGGUUAUUGGAAUGUUUCAUAGUUAUGACUAGGAAUGGAGUUCGUGUUCACAUUUACAAUAGUUGGAAUGUCUGAUUGGAUGGUUUGUUUGCCGGAUCUGCAGUAGUUACUCCUACUGGAAUUAUGAUAAUGAUGAAUGAGUUCAGUCAAUCAGCUGCACUAUCUGCAUCCAGGCCAGGUAACCUGCUUAACAGAAGUUUUAGAAGAUGACUCUUGCUUUUUAAUGAUUACAUCAUGUCUAUAUCCUGUAUUAACAAAUCAGCAUAUAUAUAUUUGUCUCUCUUCUGCAAAAUACUUCCUAUAUUGAAUUAUCACCAUAUAGCAUUUGAAAGUGUAGUGUGUAUCUUACAGAUCAUUAUUUAUCUUUUCUUUUUUUUUCUUUUCUUUUUUUUACACCUUUUUGCUAUCCAAAGUUGUUACACUUUCUACAAAUCAUGAAUGGAGAUGGAAAUCAUUACAAUUUCCUAAUAAAACUCUAAAAUAAG